AUGACAUGUUCUACAUGUUCUAAUCAAUCCCAUAAGGCAAAGGUUAGCUGGGAGGAUGUCUGUUAUCCUAAAGAGGAGGGUGGUUUAGGGAUAAGGAAGUUGCAAGACUCUGGAAAGGUGUUUGCUCUGAGACUUAUAUGGCGCAUGUAUACUCAGCCUUCAUCACUCUGGGCGUGUUGGACGAAGCACUAUCUGUUGAAAUAUUCCUCUUUUUGGGAUGUUCGGGAUGACACAAAGAGUUCAUGGAUAUGGCGGAAGUUACUAAAGUUGCACCCUCUAGCAUAUAGUUUUCUUCGUUGUGAGAUCAAAGAUGGUACUUCAACGCACUUUUGGUUUGAUGAUUGGAUGAAUAGAGGCCGACUUAUAGAUAUCACCGGUGUUGUGGGUACCACUUAUCUAGGUGUGACUAGACAAUCUAAGGUAAGUGAAGCUGCGAAUCAGGAUGGUUGGAGAAUCCGGGGAGCUCGAAUCUGUCGGCUCCAGGCUUUUUACACAGACGUUAUCUCCCUGAACCCACCUCACACAAGUUUGGGUUGUGACAUUAUGCUCUGGAAACAUGGAGAGGAUGACUUUCGAGACAAUUUCUCUUCAUCUACAAAUUGGAACCAGAUUAGGAAGAAGAAAGACCGCGAGCAAUGGAGUUGA
Messenger RNA from Brassica napus (rape), 645 nucleotides. RefSeq lists its product as uncharacterized. The record is from RefSeq and is a predicted model, not a curated record. NCBI's taxonomy places the organism in Eukaryota, Viridiplantae, Streptophyta, Magnoliopsida, Brassicales, Brassicaceae. Bases 1 to 645 code for a protein of 214 amino acids. The transcript has a single exon.